Messenger RNA from Rotaria sordida, 1540 nucleotides. The record is from the annotation of a GenBank genome assembly. Lineage: Eukaryota; Metazoa; Rotifera; Eurotatoria; Philodinida; Philodinidae.
UGAGCCAUAUUCAUAGAAGUGCUGUUCAAUAUAGAAUACUAAAAUAACAAUAUUACAAUUUUUUUCAUUCGAUAUGUCAAAUAUUGAUUUAUAUUUUUUUUCUCGAUCAUAUAAACAAUUUUUUUGCGCCAAUAAAAAAUAAGCGAAAAAUAACGAUCAAAGUGUCAAUAAUGUCACCUGCAUACCUUUAGUGUCAAUAGAUGUCGCAUCAUGCCGCUAACUUGGUUUCUAAUCUACGAACUUUUUAUUUUCUAUUCCCUAGACUGAAAAGCUAGGGUCUAGAAACCGUAAUUCACCUGUGUUUGUUUGUCUGUCUGUCUGUCUGUAACAAGCGCUUGGCACAAAUGACCAUUUCUAUGGCACAAAUGACCAUUUUUAUGGCGCAAAUGACCAUUUUUAUGGCGCAAAUGGCCAUUUUCGUGGUACAAACGAGUAUUCUUGUGAUACAAAGUGCCAUAAUCGUGGUACAAGUGAUGUUGUCUAGGUAAAAAAUACCAUUGUCAUGGUACAAGUGACUGUUGCCAUAGUGCAAAGUAUCGUGAGUCGUGGUAAAACUGACCAUUUAUUUUGGGAUAAUUGACCAUUCUUGUGGCUCAACUCAGUUUCUAUGGUGCAAUCAACCAUUUCUAUGGCACAGUUGAUCAUUCUUAUCUGCGGAAUGAGCAUCUCUGUGUCAACACUAGCUAGAUCCUUAUUAGAAAUUACCAGUGCUAUGGGAUAAAUAACCAUUGCUAGUCCUUAGAAUCAACCAACUCAUAUGCUUUAUCAUAUACAUUGGCAUCUUGCAAUAUUUUAUGUCAAGUGUUUGAAUAUAUCUUUAGUAUGUAAUAUACAACAUUUUGCAAAUAUCAAUGAUUUGUCCUAAACUCAUCAUUGAACAGAAUUCAUUUUCAUUAAAAAACAGAAGGACAUCUGUGUCAUCAUUCCGUCAGUCGAGGGCCCAGUGAAUCGACUUUCAAUGUCGAUGAACCUUACUUGUUCAUUGUGCUUCCUAAUGACGAAAAAGGUUUAUCACCGAUAGAAUUAAUUUGUUUUGCAUGUUUUAGUCGAUGUUCCUGUUCGAACUGCUCAUAGAGCAGUUUUCAUUCAUGCAGGUCAAGUAUGCUUUGCUGCAUCAAGAAUAUUUGUUCCUUUCACACUUCACGACGCUUUUGUGUCCAAAAGUGUCGAAUUAGCAAAGAAACGUAUUGUUGGUGACCCAUUUAAUCUUACAACUGAACAAGGACCAUAGGUAUAGGAAAGCAUUUCAAGUAAAGUGUCAUAAUCUAAACUAUGGAGAAAACAUACUGAUUGAGGAUUCAGAAAACAAUUUGAUAAGACAACAGAUUAGCAUUAAUUUCUUUUGUGUAUUCUACAAAACAGUCAUACUCAAUUAGAAACAAUUAUUGAAUGUAUUCAAUCGGAUAAAAAAGUUGGUGCUAAGCUAGAAUGUAAUGGUGAUCAAGUUGGUGAUAAAACUUACUUUACUCGACCUACUAUUUUUACUAAUGUAAAAGAUGGUAUGAAAAUAGCUGGUGAAGAAAAUAUCUCUUGGUUUUAA